AUGUAUCGUGCAGCGCUAAGAACGGCAUCACGGCCCGCCGUCGGUUUGCGCACUUCUCUGGCCCAGGCCGCACCCCGGCGAUUUGCCUCGACGGCUCCCGCCGACAGGCCGCGGUCAUGGAAGAGCUCUGCCUUCCGGUGGGGGUUGGCGAUUGCUGGUGUCUACUACUACAACACGAGCCAUGUGUUUGCAGACGAGGCUGAGGCCCACGCCCUGCCCGUCGCUGCCCCGUAUGCCGACAACGAACUGCCCACCGUCGACGCCCUGAUCGAGCAGAAGCGAAAGCAGGCCAGCCCUCCUCACCCCGUCGAGCCGGCUUCGACAAAGCCCGAAGCUCCCAAGCCCGAGGCCUCCAAGACAGAAGCAACCCCGACGGACGACAAGUCAGAAGCGCCCGCCCAGAGCGCAGCCGGAUUCGGCGGAUCAGCCGAUGCACUGGAGGAGGAGGCCAGCCAGGAGGGCGCCUUCAACCCGGAGACGGGCGAGAUCAACUGGGACUGCCCCUGCCUGGGUGGCAUGGCGCAUGGACCCUGCGGAGAGGAGUUCAAGACGGCCUUCAGCUGCUUCGUGUACUCGACCGAGGAGCCCAAGGGCAUGGACUGCAUUGAAAAGUUCCAGGGCAUGCAAGAGUGCUUCCGAAAGUACCCGGAGAUCUACGGCGCUGAGCUCGAAGAUGCUGAUGCCGAAGCCGAUGCGCCGACCGAGGGCCAAGAGGCGGCGGCGUCUGCGGCGUCUACGGCGGCUGUUGGGACAGCCCCCGAGCCCUUUGCCGAAGACCGACAAGAGCUUCGGGAGGAAAUUGUCAAGGGUAGCCACUCGAAUGGCGCAGAGACGGACAACCUUCCCGGAGUCAAGCUGGUUGGGAGCGUGACUGGUGAGGUUGUCGAAGUCCAAAAGAAGGAGCAGAAGUAA
This is a messenger RNA of Trichoderma citrinoviride, 912 nucleotides long. RefSeq lists its product as hypothetical. The coding region runs from base 1 to 912 and encodes 303 amino acids. Lineage: Eukaryota; Fungi; Ascomycota; Sordariomycetes; Hypocreales; Hypocreaceae. Gene Ontology annotation, cellular component: mitochondrial intermembrane space. Gene Ontology annotation, molecular function: protein-disulfide reductase activity. Gene Ontology annotation, biological process: protein import into mitochondrial intermembrane space. The transcript has 3 exons. The record is from RefSeq and is a predicted model, not a curated record.